Colletotrichum gloeosporioides is the source of this 2310-nucleotide messenger RNA. RefSeq lists its product as uncharacterized. Gene Ontology annotation, cellular component: cytoplasm. NCBI's taxonomy places the organism in Eukaryota, Fungi, Ascomycota, Sordariomycetes, Glomerellales, Glomerellaceae. The record is from RefSeq and is a predicted model, not a curated record. Bases 1 to 2310 code for a protein of 769 amino acids. Gene Ontology annotation, biological process: mitotic spindle organization; cell population proliferation. The transcript has a single exon.
AUGACGCCGCUGUCCCCAGCAAAGGAAUCCAGACUCAACGUUACCACGUCCCCUACUGAACAAGAAGGAAACCGCGGUUCCUUUGAGCAACACCGCUACGAGGUCCACUCCCGCACUGAGACAACCGCAAACGGUGGUGAUGGUAGUAGCGAUAACACCACCACUACGACGACGACCACUGCUAUCACCUCUACAAACGACACCGAGAACAUGCCGCCCUCUCCCUCAGAUUCCUCCCCGUCGCCGCCGCCCUCUGCGCCGGCGACGGCACUCAAGAACCAGCGCCACUCUCGUGUAAUGUCUGGCACCGCGCCCUCACCGCUCAAGAUACUCGCCGGUGCCGAGACAACGGAAAAGCAAGCACGGAGCCCGCUGCGCAAGACACUCAUCUCCCCAGACAAACGCUUCCCCAUCAGGGUCAGCAACCCGUCUUCCGUCGAGUCGCCGCGCUCCGUCUCCGUCUCCUCAAACUCUCCACCACGCGAACGCACCAUGAGCCUCGAGGACGCACUGCGCGACAACGACGGCCUGAAGCACGCCAUUGAGAUUUUUGAGGACGACGAGACCACUGGUAUGGAGACGGACGAUAACACCGCCGACGAGACGUCCAGCACCAUCGCCGAGCCCGUCACCGACCACCACACCGACAUGGCCCACGGCUACGAGGACCAGAGCAGCCUGGCCCCUGACGAGACCAUGAUGAGCACCUUCAGCACCUUCUCCGCCGUCCCCAACCUGACCACCUUUGCGAAGCUUGGUCUCACCCCGCAAAAGCAUGGCGGUAUGACCCCGCGAGGCAGACCCGAGACCGUGCACGAGCAGACUCCGCGACACCAACUGGCGCAGGAGGGCAACACCACAAAUCUGCUCGACUUCACCGACAGCCAGAGGUUUCCCCACAAGUCGCCCUCCCGGCGGGGGACCACGUCGCCGUCCAGGGGAAACCCCAACGCCGCCACUCCCGCCCGCCAAAUGUCGAAUCUCCUCGACUUUGAUAUCCCGCCGCUGCCCACCCCCCGCAGCAUCCCGACCAUCACACCGCGUGAGCUCGAGAGCCUCAAGUCCAACUUCCUCUCUGAGAUCAGCAGCCUGAAGGCGUCGCUGAGCGGCAAGGAGGCCGAGGUCCUCUCCCUUAAGACCGCCGUCGGCGAUGCGGAGAAGCGCGUCGGCGAGAGCCAGGAACAGGCCCGUGAAGAGAGGGCGCUGCGUGAGCAGAUCGAAGACGAGAAGGAUGCCUGGGAGAACAGCAGCCGCGAGAUGGAAGCGGUGCUCCGCACCGUGAAGGAGGAGAUCGUAGAGAGCACCCGCGAGCGCGAGGAGCUCGAGUCCAAGCUCGCCGAGUGCGAAGGCCGCCGUGAGGCCGCAGAGACCAUGGCUCAGGAAGCCGAGAGCAAGCUGGCCAGCAUGCGCGCCGGCAAGCCCGAGAAGGAGGGCUCCUCCCCCGACAAGAAGGCGGGCGCGGCCGCGACGUCUAAGGAAGUCGAGAUCGCCGUCGAGCGUGUGGCCCGCGAGCUGCACGCCCUCUACAAGGGAAAGCACGAGACCAAGGUCGCGGCGCUCAAGAAGAGCUACGAGACGCGCUGGGAGAAGAAGGUGCACGAGCUCGAGGUCCGCAUCGAGGAGCUCACCGAGGAGAACAAGAAGAUGCACCUCACCCGCGACAACACCCCGCGCGUGGACCCCGCGCAACAGGCCAUGGUCGAGGAGCUCAAGGCGAACGCCAUCACCGACGCCGCCCACAUCAAGGAGCUCAGCGCCGAGGUCGAGAAGCUCGAGGCCGUCGUGCAGACGGUCAAGGACGACAACGCGGAGCUGCGCCAGAUGCUCGAGCAGGAGCGCGUCGAGAAGGGCGAGCUCGUGCAGCUUGCCGAGGAGAUGAUGCAGGUGCAGACCCACGCCGCGCAGGAGGCCGAGCGGGAGCGCGAACGCGAGAGAGAGCGCCAGCGCGAGCUGGAGUGGGAGCGUGAGCGUGAGGCUGCCCGGGAGCGUGAGAGAGAACGCGAGAGGGAGAGGGAGCGCGAGCGUCAGCGCGAGUUGGAGUUCAACCAACCCCGCAAGACCACCACGACGCCAGCCCGCGCGCCCUCGGUCAGGAGCCACCCCGAGACCUCCAACUUCCGCAGCAGCAUCGGCCGCGGCACCUCAGGCCUCAAGGCGCCCGGUUCCAUCGCUAGCCACGGGCGCACCGGCAGUGCCGGCCCGGCAGCCAAGGGCCUGCCCCGCCCCAGGCCGAUGAGCGAGUUUGGACCGAGGAGCGGCAUCAUGAGCUCCAUUGAAAAGAUGGGCAGCCACCGCGGGCGCGCGGACUAA